UUUAAAACUAACAGAUAGAAAUGCUAAAGGACAGAUUUUUGUUUUGCCUCCCGUUGCCUUAGAGCAGCUUAGGAAAUAAUAAUUAAUGCAGGUGAAAGAAUCCAGUACAGAAAUGGAGGAAGAGAGAGCUUACGGUGCUCACGUUGUGGUUUUCCCGUUUCAUGGACAAAGCCAUAUAAAUCCAAUGCUCCAACUCUCAAAGCGCUUGGCCUCGAAAGGGCUCAAAAUCACAGUAGCCACGACACUCUCUGGCAUGAACUCCAUGCAAGCUGGAACUGGGUCGAUUGCAUUUGAACCAAUUUAUGAUGACUGCAUUGAAGGUGGGUUUGCAGGACCAGGUGGGUUGAUCGGCUUCUUGGAGAGGUUUAAGGCAAGCGCCACACGUUGUUUACCUGAUCUCAUCAAGAAAGCAGAGAAGUCUGAGUACCCUGUGAAGUGCCUGGUGUAUGAUGCUAAUUUACCUUGGGCUCUGAACAUAGCCAAGCAACUGGGUGUUUCUGGUGCGGCAUUCUUCACACAAUCCUGUGCUGCUAUUGCAAGCUACUACCCGAUGUAUAUGGAGAUGUCUGAUGAGCCACUUCCGGUGCCUGCUUUUUCAAUGCCUGGAUUGCGGCCACCUGGAAUUCCAAACUUGCCAUCAUUAGGUUCAGUUGAAGGACGUUUUCCCCCUAUAAUCAGAAUCAUAUUGAACCAAUUCAGCAACAUUGAGAAGGCAGAUUGGAUUAUUUUUAACUCAUUUGAUAAGUUGGAAGAAGAGGAGAUAAAUGUGUGUAAAAUACAGGUUAUAAAAUGGAUGGCCAAUCUCUGGCCCGUAGUUAGGACCAUCGGACCAACUGUGCCAUCUGUUUACCUUGACAAGAGGGUGAAAGAUGAUGCAGAUUAUGGUUUCAAUCUCUAUAAGCCAAACAGUGAGACCUGCAUGAGUUGGCUUAACACAAAGAAACCUGGUUCGGUGGUGUAUAUUUCAUUUGGCAGUACUGCUGCAGGUUUGAAUGCUGAACAGAUGACAGAAAUGGCAGGGGCCCUAAGGCAAACUAGCAGCAACUUCUUGUGGGUGGUGAAGGCAAACGAAGAUAGCAAUCUCCCUAAUAACUUUGUGGAGGAGACAUCAACAAAAGGAUUGUUGGUAGCAUGGUGCCCACAGUUGGAGGUGUUGGCCCAUCCUGCCAUUGGAUGCUUCGUAACACAUUGCGGAUGGAACUCAACAGCUGAGGCAAUAAGCUUUGGAGUGCCAAUGGUGGGAAUGCCACUGUAUUUAGACGAAAUGACUAAUGCAUAUUUUUUGGAGACAGUUUGGGCAGUGGGUGUUCAGCCAAAAGUAGAUGAGAAAGGUCUUGCGACUAGGGGAGAAAUUGACAGAUGCAUCAGUGAAGUCAUGCACGGAGAGAGAGGGCAGGAGAUUAAGAAGAAUGCUAUGCAGUGGAAAAAGUUUGCCAAGGAGGCAGUGGAUGAGGGUGGAAGUUCUGAUAAGAAUAUAAACGAAAUUGUUGCUCGACUAGUGGGCACCUGA
Alnus glutinosa is the source of this 1510-nucleotide messenger RNA. RefSeq names its product mogroside IE synthase-like. The record is from RefSeq and is a predicted model, not a curated record. Gene Ontology annotation, molecular function: UDP-glycosyltransferase activity. The transcript has 2 exons. Lineage: Eukaryota; Viridiplantae; Streptophyta; Magnoliopsida; Fagales; Betulaceae. Bases 86 to 1510 code for a protein of 474 amino acids.